Messenger RNA from Paramuricea clavata, 1105 nucleotides. The record is from the annotation of a GenBank genome assembly. NCBI's taxonomy places the organism in Eukaryota, Metazoa, Cnidaria, Anthozoa, Malacalcyonacea, Plexauridae.
AUGAUCAAAUCAGAUGAUGCUCUUGAAGUUAAACAUGUCGCUUUUGCUGACGAUCUAUGUGGUGCUAGUAAGCUUGCUACGGUAUGGUCCUGGUGGGACAACAUUGUUUUGUAUGUUCCUCUUUUGGGUUACCACCCACGAGCAGAUAAAUCCUGGUUGAUAGUAAAACCUAAUUUCGACAAAAAAGGGAAAAAAAUCUUUGUUGGUACAAAAUUUCGUAUCACAACGGAAAGACAUUAUUGGUUCGAAGAAAGGGAGAUCUGAUAACGUUAGUUGUCUGAUUGGACGAUGGUGCAAUCAACUUGAAGUGCUAAGUAAUAUUGCAAGACUUCAGCCACAAGCAGCGUAUACCGCAUUUACCUCCGGAUUUUGACAUCGCUUUACGUACCACAUACACGAACUAUUCCGGACAUUCAGAACGAAACGCAUCUGAUUGAUACGAUGCUUCUUCUUGCGCUUUUGGACGGUCGUAGCCUUUCCUUGGAUGACAGAAAGUUACUGUCAUUGCCUACGCGACUUGUAUAAAAGAUCGUCUGCCAAGAACUGACGGGUAAUAUCUUUGAACAGAACAACACGACAACAGAUCAAAGUAGUAGAACACUACUCAACGACCUAAGAUCAAACAUGACAACAGAACAGAUUCGAGCGAAUGAUAUAGCCCAACAGAAAGGAUCGUCAAUUUGGCUGACGGCACUCCCACUGGCAAACGAAGCGUACGUUCUCAACAAGUGAGACUUUUACGAUGCUAUCUACCUACGAUACCGGUGGCAAUUGAAACGCCUUCCAUCAUAUUGCGCGUGUGGAAAAUCAUUCACAGUGGACCAUGUCGUAUCCUGUUUGAAAGACGGAUUUGUUCACCGACGACAUGCAUGACGAGAUCCGUGACCUAUUGGCGACGGUGAUUAAUGAAGUGGCUUAUGACGUAUCUACAGAACCAGCCCUAACUCCUCUGACUGGUGAAGUACUACCGCCAAGCGCAAAUUCAGCGGAUCAUGCCAGAGUUGAUAUAGCUGCAAGAGGUUUCUGGCAGAGAUGUGAAAAGGCAUUUUUUGAUGUCAGGGUUUUUAACCCUUAUGCCCCAACACUCGAUGCCAGAGUCUCGUAA